Molecule: messenger RNA, 1653 nt
Organism: Micropterus salmoides (largemouth bass)
Lineage: Eukaryota; Metazoa; Chordata; Actinopteri; Centrarchiformes; Centrarchidae
Product: docking protein 4-like
Exons: 6
Coding region: 628-1326 (232 amino acids)
Biological process (GO): cell surface receptor protein tyrosine kinase signaling pathway; positive regulation of MAPK cascade
Cellular component (GO): cytoplasm
Source: RefSeq, a predicted model, not a curated record
UCUUAUCUGUUCAAAGUGUCCUCGGGCAAGCUUUUGAAUUGCCACCUGCUCAUUUAUUGCAGAUCACUUUGGAUAAGAACAUCAGCUGAACACCAUAAUUGUGAUUACAGAAGAAAAAUGAUUUUAAUGGAUCAGUGUCCAGGUUUAAAUGUGAGCAUGGGUGUUGCUGAAAGAGUCUGCUCAGUUACCUUCUCUUGUAUCGAUCUUAAAUUCAAAAGGCAGAGUCAAUGGCCUAUUGCAAAGAUUCCCUUUGAGAGGAGGUACAGGUGGGAAAGUAUUGGUAUUUCAUACUUGUUUAAUAGGGAUCGGGCCGGGGCCUCUCAUUCUCUCUCCCACUCCCGCCCUUGAGACUGAACUAAGCUCUUGUAAACAACUGACAGGCUUAGAGAGAGAGGAGAGGGGAUGGCUGGAUGAAUUUUGCAUAUGAAGUUGUGUGUCUGUACAAAAAGCUAUUGGCUCUGAAAGCACGACGCAAUGCAAAUGAGAAAACACAACUCAAAAGCUUCAAUUUGACACAAUGCUACAUAAUCGGCAGCAUAAUAAUACAUAUGAAAGGUGAAAGCUUUGAAUAUUGAAUUAAUUUGAUUGUAUCUCUGUGUGUAUUGGUGUCUGCUCGUGCGUGCAUGUAUGUUACAGAUCUAUCGGCGUUGCUGGCUUGUGUUCAAAAAGUCAUCCAGCAAAGGACCUCGUCGUCUGGAGAAAUACCCUGAUGAGAAGACUGCCUACAUCAGAGCCUUUCCUAAGGUGACAGAAAUUAGCAACGUCAAGAAUGUCACGCGGUUGCCUCGAGAUACAAAGCGACAGGCAGUGGCCAUUGUGUUUGCAGACGACACCUCACGCACCUUCACCUGUGAAUCAGAGCUGGAGGCAGAAGACUGGUUUAAGACACUGUCGAUCGAGUGUCUGGGCACACGGCUGAAUGACAUCAGUAUGGGAGAGCCUGACCUCCUGGCUGCUGGAGUGCAGUGUGAACACACCGAGCGUUUCAACGUGUUCCUCCUCCCCUGUCCCAACCUGGACAUCUAUGGGGAGUGCAUGAUGCAGAUCACCCACGAGAACAUUUACCUGUGGGACAUUCACAACCCUCGCACCAAGCUGGUCACCUGGCCACUCUGCUCCCUGCGGCGCUACGGACGCGAUGCCACCCGCUUCACCUUCGAAGCCGGACGGAGAGCCAUAUGUGAUGCUGCAGAAGACGACCUGCUGUCCACUCGCCUGCCCGCCGACCGCCAUGCCACGCUGCCCCUGGCAAACACACAUGCACAGUCCCAGCCACACAUACACUCAUACUCCCCGACACACUACCCCACCUACCCUGGACAGUGACACACACACAGAGACGAAUGCAUGCAGCACACACAAUUCACUGAAAGAAACACACACUCUUCCUUCUUAUAUUAGUUUUACAGCCCAACGAUACACCUCACAGGAGAUGUUGUAGGCGGGACUAACACUUGCCAAACGACCAUCCUGAAUGCAGAAAACAGAAAGUGAAAACUAAGUUCCACAAAAGACUGCAAGGAGAAUGGGCUUCCUUACAUGACAGCAGCUCCCACAAUUCCACAGUAGGGGAUAUUUGACGUGUUUCCACACUCAGGCUGAGGACCUUGGAAUAUGUUGUGUACUGAUUAAAGUAAGGACUGAAAGAUCUUA